AUGACCAGCAGCAGCAGCCGCCUCAGAGUUCUGCAGCCUUUUGGGUUCCGGGAGUUGAGAGAUCACUAGGGCUGAGGCGGUGGUAUAGGUCCUACCUCACAGCCGAAUUGUGGCACCAUGCUCACCCUCAUCAAUAAACUUCUGGACUGGUUCAAGUCGCUGUUUUGGAAGGAAGAAAUGGAGCUCACCCUGGUGGGACUGCAGUACUCUGGGAAGACAACAUUCGUCAACGUCAUAGCGUCUGGCCAGUUUACAGAAGACAUGAUUCCAACAGUCGGCUUCAAUAUGCGAAAAGUAACCAAAGGAAACGUUACGAUCAAGGUUUGGGACAUUGGAGGACAACCAAGAUUUCGUAGCAUGUGGGAACGUUACUGUAGAGGUGUUAAUGCAGUUGUGUAUAUGGUUGAUGCAGCAGACUUGGAUAAAGUGGAAGCAUCUAAAUAUGAACUGCACAACUUACUAGACAAGCCACAGUUGCAUGGAAUCCCUGUUUUAGUACUUGGAAACAAGAGAGAUCUUCCAAAUGCAUUGGAUGAAAAACAGCUCAUUGAAAAACUUAACCUUUCUGCUAUUCAAGACCGAGAAAUCUGUUGCUAUUCCAUUUCCUGUAAAGAAAAGGAUAACAUCGACAUAACACUGCAGUGGCUUAUUCAGCAUUCCAAGUCAAGACACUAUUAAGAAUGCACAGUCGAAUCUCCUUUCCCAGUCUCAUUCGAUCCUGCCUAUUAUAUGCUGGCAGUAAAGGGAAUGAAGGAAGUCACUAUUCAGAUUCACAUUUUUUUUGAAGCCAUUCAUGCCAACUGCCAGUUUUGAUUUCUUUUGUUUCUCAAUAGGAAAUCAGAAGUUUGGUGGUAUAACUUUUAAAACUGUAUUUCAAGACCUUUAUAUUGCAUCCCAAAGUAAAGCGCAUAUGAGGUUCCCCUAUAUGGUUAUCUUUCUGUGAAAAGGUCUUGUGCGGUACAGACUUUUUUUUUGUUUUGUUUUUUUUCUCAUUGCAAAAAAAAAUCCACCUAAUUACUUUUGAGUGGAUUUGAAUAAUAUAUAAUUUUCCUUUUGCUGUACAAACCAAUUAGAAGUAUAUUCCAGCCUGCUCAUUACUAUAUACCAAAUCUACUUUUUAAAAUUGUGUUAACAUCAUAGUAAGGUAA
Messenger RNA from Xenopus laevis (African clawed frog), 1148 nucleotides. It is a transcript of the gene arl10b.L, whose product is annotated as ADP-ribosylation factor-like 10B L homeolog. Gene Ontology annotation, biological process: protein transport; anterograde axonal transport. Gene Ontology annotation, molecular function: GTPase activity; GTP binding. NCBI's taxonomy places the organism in Eukaryota, Metazoa, Chordata, Amphibia, Anura, Pipidae. The record is from RefSeq and is marked provisional. Gene Ontology annotation, cellular component: late endosome membrane; lysosomal membrane; axon cytoplasm.